ACAAUCAAAUGUAAGGCAGCAGUGGCUUGGGGACCUGCUCAACCUCUAAGUAUCGAAGAAGUUGAAGUAGCACCGCCUAAGAAAGGAGAAGUUAGGAUUAAAAUUUUAGCAACUGGAGUUUGUCACACAGAUGCCUUUACGCUAUCAGGCAAAGAUCCUGAGGGUGUAUUUCCUGUAAUUUUAGGACAUGAAGGAGCUGGCAUCGUUGAAUCAAUCGGAGAAGAUGUUACAACAGUUCAACCUGGAGAUCACGUGAUCCCAUUGUAUAUUCCCGAAUGCCGUACAUGUAAAUUUUGUAAAAGUGGAAAAACCAAUCUUUGUUCGCUAGUGAGAGCUACUCAGGGAAAUGGAGUGAUGCCGGACCAAACGACGCGAUUCACAUGCAAAGGUAAAAGUAUCCAUCAUUACAUGGGUUGUUCUACCUUUAGCCAAUACACAGUAUCGUUGGAAAUAUCCGUUGCCAAGAUCAGUCCCCAUGCACCAUCGGAUAAAGCUUGUUUACUUGGUUGUGCCAUCACCACUGGUUUUGGUGCUGCUAUAAAUACAGCAGAUAUUCAACCCAAUUCUACAGUCGCGGUAUUUGGUUGUGGUGGUGUUGGAUUAUCAGUCAUUCAAGGAGCCGUUGCACGUAACGCAAGUAAAAUUUUUGCCGUUGAUACUAACCCAAAGAAAUUCGAAUAUGCAAAGAAAUUAGGUGCCACUCAUUUUGUCAAUCCUACAGACUUUGAAAAACCUAUUCAAGAGGUAUUGAUAGAAAUGACAGAUGGAGGCCUUGAUUACACUUUCGAUUGUACUGGUAAUUCAAAAGUUAUGCGUGCUGCAUUUGAGGCAUGUCAUAAAGGAUGGGGGCAAUCUAUUAUUAUCGGUGUAUCUAGUGAAGAAAUAUCUACACAACCACUUCAACUUGUAACUGGUCGUUGUUGGAAAGGAUCAGCUUUUGGUGGUGUUAAAGGGAGAACCGAAUUACCUGGAAUUGUUGAAGAUUAUUUAAAUAAGAAAUUAGAAGUUGAUUUGUAUAUUACUAAUAAAUUUAAACUUGAGGAAAUCAAUAAGGCUUUUGAAUUAAUGCAUAGUGGAGAAGGUGUUCGCUCUGUGAUCGAUUUGGAUUGA
Cetraspora pellucida is the source of this 1110-nucleotide messenger RNA. The record is from the annotation of a GenBank genome assembly. Lineage: Eukaryota; Fungi; Glomeromycota; Glomeromycetes; Diversisporales; Gigasporaceae.